Molecule: messenger RNA, 2775 nt
Organism: Phymastichus coffea
Lineage: Eukaryota; Metazoa; Arthropoda; Insecta; Hymenoptera; Eulophidae
Exons: 4
Coding region: 767-1240 (157 amino acids)
Source: RefSeq, a predicted model, not a curated record
CACGCAAAUCGCGCAUGACUAUAGUUGAGAUUUGGGCAAAUGAAAUACUACGGAGUUCGCAGCUGUAGUGUCGACCGAUUGCCGUCAGCUUCAUCAAUCUUGUAGAAUCAGACGCAAAUCAUAAUCCAGAUAAUUACAGUCGCGUAUACUUGCAAAUUUUAAGAAGCUUUGCAGUAGUUUACGCGCACCGAUUCAGACGGGAAAACUCAACACUACGCUUCGUGCCUCGCGAAUCCAUCGAAACAAGUAGUCUUCAGCAUUGGAAUAAUCACUUCAUGAGAAUAUUCAGACUUACUAACAGUCAGCUUGUGGGUGUUCACCACGUUCGAUCAAUUAUUGUCUCAACUUCGUAAAUACAAGUUUCAUCGGCGAAACAUUAACGUUUAAUAGUUAGUCUCGAUCGUUGACUGCCAAGCGUGAAGGAAGGAACAUUUGAUAUUUGUGACGAUUAUCUCAUUUGCCGUCCUGGAAGCAGCUGCGAGCGAGUGCCGCGCGAGGUAGCGCAAGAUUCAAAGUAGUUUCUGAUUUGAAUGUGUCGCAUGUGGUCAAUCAUUUUCCAUUUUGGAUGGAUAAUUACAAUUUUUUCUCUCAAUCGAUUCGAUAGAGCAUUGUAAACGCAAAACACUUUGGUCAAUCUUAUCGGAUCGCGCGCCAAUUGUAAACUCAACACGCAUGAAUCACGGCAAGAGCAGAACGGCCAAUCGAAAGCGUUCGACCGAUUGAUUAGCGUUGAAAAGAACUUUUCUCGCGACGCAUCGAUCCUGCAAUGGCACGCUUCUUACUGCUGCUGUUCGCAUUCCUGGCAAUCGAGGCAUUCGGCCAGACACCAGACUUAUCCCGAAUCGAUCAGCUGCUCGACAAUCGUUAUAGCCUGCGGAGCCAGAGCGAAUUAAGCUUUGAGCCAAGCAACAACCCUCGGGACAUCCGCCGCAACGAGCUAGACACGGACUAUGAGUCAAGAGCAAAAAACCGGCGGCACGACGACGAUGAUCACCCACAAAUGCGAGCAAGCAGGCCUUACGGCAAAACGUCAGCGAAGAGCGCCGACGGCGGAAAAUUGGUGCCAAUCCCAGUACUGCUGCCAGUGCUCAUGUCGCAAACUUAUCCCGUGCCGAUCAUUCCGGUCGACAUCUCGACUGUGCGUAGAGGCCAUCAACACGCCUUUCCUGAUCACGAUCAAGAGCGUCGUCCAUUGGACGUGCAUAACCACCAACAUGAAUUUAUAGGACACGUUCAUUGAAGAAGUUACAAAAGUACUCCCAUCUAAGAUAGAUUUUUGCGUGUACCAAUUUGUCGAUAAAUAAAACGAUAGCAAAGCGAUCCAUAACGAACAUUGACAUUUAAAAAAAAAAAAAAAUUACUCCGUAAUGUUGACGCAUUAGCAGCGCCGUGCGUAUACGGUGAAAGUGAUGCGCGUCGAACAAAAAUGUAUGUGAAUUCUCGAAGAAGGAAGUAGCCUGCAGCCAAUACCGGUUUUCCACGUGCGAAUGUCAUUUAAAUGUCGACUACAUUGAAGUUUCGGCUUUUCCCAAACAUAAUUUUUCUGUUACUUUAUCCUUUGAUCCAUUGGUCGGCUAUACUUUAAAGUAAACAACAGUUUACAAGUGUGGAGUGUUGCUAAUACGAGUCGCAGUUUAAUACUGUCUCGAUCAAUACGGACGAUGUCCCAACAUACCAGUCUUAUCUUCGAAGCGCUUUCGAGAAGAAAAAAAAACCUUAGUCAUAAGUGUCAUAGAGCUCGUCAAUUGAGUAAACCGUGAAAUGUGCUGCACAAGCACUGUGUACUCAGCACUUUGAAAUAGCUUCUAUGCGCGAGGCCUCGACACUCCGAGUACAAUGAUCUCGUCGCGACCUUUAACCGUGGUAAGAUCAUUGCGCGAAAUAAAACUCAAACGUCUGGCACUCGACUAUGUGUUUGUUCUAGCACUCGACGCGAGAGAGACAAGGUCGCGGGAUCCUAAGUCUAACGUCGAACGAUGUUGAGUGGUUGUUCGGGGCCGAAGGACUCGAGGUUCGAUUUCUCAUUGAACCCCAUUGUUCGAAAUCCACAGAAAUCCACGAGGUUUUUACGCUCGAUUAUUUACCAAUUUUGAAUAACAUUCACUCGACCCCUCGCACGUCCAGCUCUAUCCAUCCGAUCCAAAUGUCACAGUAUCGCGGAUAAGCUAAUGAGAUGUAAUUAUGAGAACAUUUGGCCUUGCGAAGCCGUUCGUCGUUCUUGAAUCUCAGAGGUCACUUUUUCGAAAUAUUCCCCGCAGCUUCCGUGUGAGCACGCACAUGCAGACUUCCAACAGGAAGUGGAUUUCUCGAGGAAUAAGAGAUGUGAAAGAUGCCUCAGAGAACGAGAUACAGCUUACUACGGUCUGCGGUUAAGCGAAUAUUAUGCAAAUUUUAUCUCCCUAAAGAUUGUUCUCUCGAAACGUUUUAAAAUAAGGUUUUCAGCCACGAAAUGAAUUGAGACAAUGAAAUUCGUAGUGCGAACCUGAUUAUGUGUCUUGAUGCGGAAUGCUGAAGCUUUCAAGAUUCUCUAAGCCUAAGCAAAUGAAUCGCAAAUAAUAUGCGUGAAGUGAUUAGAAAGCCAAAUCUGAGGUUUCGAAUCUUAAUAUAGAGAAAUUGUUAUCAAGAGAAUAAUUCGAUCAUUCUCGCACGCCUUCAGGCAAAAGAAAGCGCUAUCAGGCUUUAACCUAUUCGGAGAUCAAUAAAUUGCAAAAUCAUAAUUAAUGUGCCUGGCUCUGCAUUUUUGAAAUUCACAAAUUUUUCAGCCUAUGAAAUAUG